CGCUUACUGGGACGGAGGUUGAAGCGAGCAUGGAGGCGGCACCUGUGGCAGCGUCUGGAGCGGACACUGAUGUGACCAUGACGCAGAGUGCUGAUGUACUAGGAAGUGAAAGUGUAGCUCUAUCUGACAAUACAAGAGUGACUUCGAUCGAGUCUCCAAGAGCAGCAGGAGACGCGUCCGAAGUAAGUGCAGAUUCCGCCGGACAGCGGGCUCAGCAGCGCGCCAACUACUCGGUUAAGAAAAAGCGCGAGCUCAUUGCUCUAGCGAAAAUAGCGGGUGUACGCGAGGUUUGUCGGAUGGAAGGCAUACCACGUCGUACACUACGCCACUGGCUGGACGACGCAGACAAGAUCAACAGCUUCGAGGGACCAGACACACGCAAAUCUAUUGGUCGCUCGGGCCGCCGUGAGAUUCUGCCUUUCGGGCGGGAGCUCAGCGCGUUCCUGGAGGAGGGACGACGCGAGGGAAGGGACGUGACGUCAUCGCACAUGAUCGACUACAUCAGACAGAGCCACGCGCAGUGGCUAGAGGGCUACAUGUCAGGAAAGAAGAGCGCCGAGAGCGGUCAAGCAGCACUCGCGAGACUCUGCCAGAGAUUCGUGGAGCGACACGGCUUCACACACACAGGAUCGGCCGCAGGAUCGACGCGACGCAGUGCGACAACAUCUAUGACGAGUGUCGAUACUACUUCUACAGAGUCUAGAGCACCUGUAGGGCAGUCUACGGCGCCCGUACCGCCCUCCAGAGAGCUGCAGCCUGCGAUCGAGCAGUCCAAUGCGCUGGAAUACGAGCCAAAUGACGACAGUUCUUUGCUCUUUGGGCUAGAUAUCGGCACUACAGCAAUUAAAUGUGUCGUGGUGAAAGCCGAAGGCGGCCAGACUAUUGCCAUGGCCAACGUGUCUCUCGCUGAUGUGACCGUACCGACUAAACCUGGUGAAGACGUUGUGGAGAAUAGAAUCGGAGUGCAGAAUGUGGACCAAGUGCUGUUGGCAGUACAAGGCGUCGUGAGUUUGCUACCUGAAACAGCACGAAGGCGAGUCACGUCGAUAGGUAUCUGUGGUCAAAUGCACGGUAUUUUGUGGUGGUGCAGUCGUGCGGUACACGAAGCAGCUGAGCGCUUGCUAGCGACAGGAGGUCACCCCGAUGACGACACGUACGAGCCUGCAUGGAGCGAACUUAUCACGUGGCAGGAUCAGCGCUGCUCGCCUGCGUUCUUGGAAAACUGUCAGAUCAAGAUUGCUCGCUCUAAACCCACAGGGAAUGCUUCACCGCCCUGUAAACUUGCCGCUGGAUACGGACUAGCGUCAUUCGCACACACGUUAGAGAACUCUCCACGCACGCUGACUCGGACUUGGGACAAUAGAGUUUUGCGUGCACUGCGGAUCCCGUCGUCGAUGCUGCCUGCUGUGAAGAAGCCGGGCACCUGUGUUGGCCACAGUUCAACGGGACACGCUGGCUUCGGACUGCCUGCGAGUAAACCCGUAUGUGUCCCCAUGGGUGACCACCCGUGCUCUGUGUUGGCAGCUCUGUCCAAACGUCAGUCGCAGCCUGGAAGCGAGUCCAAUAUAACGCUGGUGAACAUCGGCACGUCGGCUCAGAUGGCCAUGGUUCUGACUGGCGCAGACGUUGCGAAGCUGUCUUCCAGUUCAAAAACUCCAAGCCAGGACAAGUCCAGCUUUGAAGUGCGGCCGUUCCUAACCGAAGACCGCUAUCUGGGCGUUGCGGCGUCGCUUUCCGGUGGCAACACGUUUGCGUGGUUGGUACAGCAGUGGCAGCAAUGGACCAAGGAAAUGGGACUGACCCCAGCAAACAACGACGACAACGAAGAGCAGCAGGCACAACGCGAGGCUGAAAUCUACUCCCGAUUGAUCGGAUUGGGACUGCAGCGUGAAGAGACGGAGCUUACGUUCGCGCCGACGCUUAACGGCGAGCGCGCAGAUCCUGACGCCACCGGUAGUAUCGUGAACCUGCGCAUGAACAACUGGAGCAUGGGCGAUAUCAGCGCUGCACUGUGCCGCGGCCUCGUGGACAACCUCUUCGCCAUGAUCCCCACAGAGCUGCAGUCUCUGAUAUCCGCUCAACCGAUGAUCGGCACGGGCAACGCACUGGUGCGGAAUGAGCUGUUGCAGCGGUUCCUGGUACGGCGCCUGGCUCAGCCACAAAGUCUACUCUUGCAGACCGCCGCCGACGCCGCUGUGGGCGCCGCACUUGCCCCGUCGCUUUUGGGUGGACGCCCCCUCGUUCUGAAUUUUGCACGAACGGGCCCGCGGGUACGGGAGGGAGCGCCCAAGAAGAAGGCGAUACGUCUCGGAAAGGCGAUGUGGGUGCUAGCGGAGGACGUGGAGGGCGUGCUCUCGCUGGUGGAACGGGAAGCAACACCACUGUCGCCAGAAGCGCACCUGGCGCAUGUAUGGACCAACUUGUGUCGGCUGCGCGUCACGUCGAUGAAGAGGUCGCCCCCAAAACGGUGCCAGAUUUGGGCGGCAACACAGGUGGUAAUGACAAGAGGCAGAGACGGAGAGUAUCCGACGCUCGGAGAAGCCUCGAUAGGCAAAGUUGGCGUUGGUGACGAGGGUGCGCGUCAGGUUGAUGAAUGGGCCGAUUGCGUGGAUAACACAGACAAUUAUGCGACAGGGUUUCGCGACGACGCAGGUGCCGACUUUGAGGUUGUGUGUGAGGGUGCAGACCGCGGGGGCGGAAACGAAGAUGACCCGGCAGUCGGAGGUGCCAUGAAGGAUCCAGGUGCACGACAGUUGUCUGGCGACAAGAGUGAUAGCGACAAGCGCGGCAAGUCCGUGAUCGAGGGUCCGUCAAGAACGGACGUUGCGAACAAGGGUGGUGCGAUUGGAAGCGAGGACGGCAACGAUCCCGCAAAUGAUGCAGCUGGUGGCAUGGAUGCUGGCGGCAUGAGCGGUGCUUCUCCGCGCGCGGAAUGUGGAUUGCGUUGCCAAGGCAACCAUGGCGACCAAUCGACGAAAAAGCUCCGUCUGUACUCGCCCCACGAAGUCGACAGAAGCCUUUCAUCGUCUUACGAGGUUGAGGAUAAGAGUGAGACCUGCAUUGAAAACAGCAAGAGGGAGGAGAGCAGCGACGAGGAACUACCUCCGCACCUUCAGCUUGCUGAACCCAAACAACCACGUGUGCGCAGCAGCAGCACGAAGAAGGAGCGAGAGGAAAUGAUUGCCUCUCACACCAAUGUGGAAAAUUACGUCGGGCCAGUUCCACGGAGAGGCUACGCAACCUGGAAGUCUUGGGAAGUUGCGUAUGCAGACUACUGCCGUACGCAGCGCGUGUACUAUCGUGUUCGCACGUCUAAGGACGUUGACGAGUACAAUCGGAAACACAAUACGAACAUUACGACAGACCAGUUCCACAAGUUCUUUUUGAACUACCGGUGUAAGCAUGGUGUCUUCCAAAAGCGUCGUGGUGUGGGUAAAAGGAACUCCACCGUGAACUUCACCGGAUGUCCGGCUCGAUUUGACCUCGAGCUCAUGAACGUGGCUUUAGCAGGAAACUUCAAGGUGGAAGCACCGCUCAAUCGCGGUUGA
Phytophthora infestans T30-4 is the source of this 3548-nucleotide messenger RNA. RefSeq names its product sedoheptulokinase, putative. The record is from RefSeq and is a predicted model, not a curated record. Gene Ontology annotation, cellular component: cytosol. The transcript has 14 exons. Gene Ontology annotation, molecular function: sedoheptulokinase activity. The coding region runs from base 78 to 3548 and encodes 1156 amino acids. NCBI's taxonomy places the organism in Eukaryota, Oomycota, Peronosporomycetes, Peronosporales, Peronosporaceae.